UUUUUAAUGGCUGUUAGUCGUUAUAAAACUUAAGUGAUCUAGAUCUAUACUUUCUAUACAAUAAUACAUUCAUAGAUUAUGUAGGCCUAUUCCAGAGUGUAGAUUAGUCUAGAUCUAGAGACACUAGAGUCUCUAGUCCUAAAUACAAUGGCAAAAUACUAUUUACAUGGUACACUUUUCCCUCAUGAGGAAGAUGCUACCCAUGAAUUUAAAGGGCAUAGAAAAAUUUGUCAAGAAGAGAUAGCAGACAUGAAUGAAAAAACAAGAAAGUCUGUGUCUAGGAACAUAUGUGGCUUCUUGAACACGGGAAAGGGAGGUACCGUUUAUUGUGGUGUGGAUGACACUGGAAUCAUUAUGGGUAUCAAACUGACCCAGUACCAGCGUGAUCAUGUUGUUGGGUCUUUGCAUGAUUUAAUGUCUCGCUACACACCACCUGUCCCUCGAGAUCGAUACAGCAUCCGUUUUGUUCCAGUGCUUGACUCAAAUAUACCACUGGAGAGACGGGAGGAUCUUUGCAUGUAUGACCCAAAAAAACAUGUAGAUGGACAAAGUAGAAAAGCUUUGCAUCUGUUCAGAUCUCGACGUCGAUGCUGGUGUGAUGAAGAUGCUAAGAAAAUGGCUUUUGAGUGUGGUGUUAUCAUCUGUGACUAUAUCAUUGAAGUCAUAGUUCAUCCCUGGAAUGCAGAUCAAUGUCAGGGAGGUAUUGGGGACCUCUUGAAUGUUCAUCCUAUUUAUGCAGAUGAGGCCGGAAAAUUUUACUUUCGUCGCCUGGCAAGUUUGCGAAAGUAUUCACUUUAUGAAGUAACACUUUGGGCUGAAUUAGAAGCAUCAAGACGAAGUCAAGAACUCAUUGAAAGCUUAAAGAAUCAAAUCAAAGAACUUGAGCUAUCAAAAGACAGUUCCAGACAGACCUCUGACUCUGACAACAAUGAUGGUGAAUCCUACUGAAAUGUUUCUAAAAGCUACUAUUUGUUUUCUUAAUGACCCACAUUCCGGUGACAUAAAUUUGUCUUAUAUUUAUCAUUAUUUGUAAUUUUUUUUAUGCUUUCUGCAUGACUAAAUGCAUGACGCGUAGGACGUAAUCAUCUUCUUUUUUGAAGUAACGUCUGUAUUAUAUAAGAUAAGAUAAGAAACAUUAAGAUUAAACAAAAAAUAAUUAUGUGAUAGUUUUGGGUCUGUCUUUCACAAAGUUAUUUCUUUGUUUCUGUUACCAUUCAACAGACUUAUUGCCAGAGUUUUGCCUUUUCAGCUAUGCACACAUUUUCAUUAGUGUCAUUUUCAGUUUCAAUUAAGAGCUGAUGUUGGAAUAUUGCCUGUCUUCAUCCAGUCUGUGAUCCAGGGUCUUAGAUCUCCUAUUAGUGGAAAGAAAAUCUUUUUUUUUUUUAAAUGCCAAUGUUUUUGUAGUUAUAAAAAUAUGUACAAAAAAAAAAAAGCUUUAUUUACUAUGUUACAGACAUUAUUGUACAAAUUAAUCUAUUUUCUGUUAAAAGAAAAUGCCUGUGGUCACCUUUAUAUUGAAUGUUUUUGCCAUUUUUGUGUUUGUAAAUUUUAUCUAUGUAAAACUUUUAUUCCAAAAUUGUUUAUUCAUUUCAUAACUGCUUUUUGAAAAGUUCUAAUGCAAAGUUAAAGUUUCCAAAAAAAAAGUUUAUAUAGCUUUCAUUUACUUUAUAAAAUUACAUUAAUCUGUUACAACUGGUACAUUGUUGCCCUUUUAGUUUACGUUACAACUGUGCCUUGAAAUCUCUAUGCCGUCCUUUCAUGUAAAUGUUUCUUGAAUAAUUUAUGUUUAAAAUCAUUUCUCUUAAAGAUAUUGAAAAAAGUGAAAUAAAUAAGCAGCCAAACUUUUUUUUACUUAUUUAAAAGAUGAUAAUCAUAAUCUGAACACAUAGUCCAACAGGCUACUUUAAUCAGCUCAGCUUGACAUGUCAGCACUAUAAAAAUAUUGUUCUUUUUUUUUUUUCUUACUCUGUUCUAAAAUGUUAUAAAUUGUGAAAUAAUUUACAAUAUGUCAAUGAAAAAUAUAGGCUUUGCAAAAAAUGUGUGCAAGAAUUACAUAGUGUAAUUUGCACAUUGUUUCAGAGUGUAGAGUCAUCCUGUCACCUUUUCAAAACUAAAUAAUCUACUUAAACAAUGCCUUCAGUCUAGUAACAUUGACAGUUUUAAUUUUUAGCAUCCUUCUGAAUAGUUCAUCCUCCUCCCCCACUAGGAGAUAUUUUUUUACAGUCAGUCUAGUACUUGUCUUUAUGUUUGAUUCUGUAUACUUAUACAUUUUUUUUUCUUAUUGACAUCAAAUGAUGUUUCUUAAUUUAAGACAUUUUUUAAAUUAUUUAAAGUACACUUGUCAUUGUGUUCACAUGAGGGUAGAUACUGUGCACACCUGAGGGUAAAUCAUGGGAAGAUAGCUCUUUUUCUAGUUCCAGUUUACUUCUCUCCCCUCAUUGCUGUCAUUAUUUAGCUGGUACAUGUCCAUUAAGUGAAAUGGAUUACAUUUAAAAUAAUCAAAAUCACUUAAUAGAAAAUUAUUUUGUGCAAUAGAAAACUGUCUGGUUCAUAGUAACAGCUUUCUAGUCUUGGACCUGUAAAUAGCUAUAAACUAUUAACUAAGAUAUUAUUUCUUUGUUUACCUUCUAUUUUCUUUUAUUAUAGAAAGCUGAGAUAAUACCUCCCUUUUUUUUUUUUUUUUUUUUUUUUUUUAAAUCAUGCCAUAAUGUUAUUUAAUGGACCAUGCCAAAUGUUUGUUUAUUUACAUUUAAUACUGAUGAUGCAUUAAAACAUGAAAUUUAUAAUUUUUUUGAUCAUGUAUUAAUUUCACUGGUGUUUUGUUUUGUUCUCUGUUGUGUUUGAGUUUUGUAAUGGAUAGAUUUUGUUUUAUUUUGUUAUUGAAUACAAAUUUCCAAAUAAACACAAA
Biomphalaria glabrata is the source of this 2908-nucleotide messenger RNA. RefSeq lists its product as uncharacterized. NCBI's taxonomy places the organism in Eukaryota, Metazoa, Mollusca, Gastropoda, Planorbidae. The transcript is spliced from 9 exons. Bases 148 to 948 code for a protein of 266 amino acids. The record is from RefSeq and is a predicted model, not a curated record.